CUGCAUCUUCAUAAAUGAUUUGAAAUGUAUAUCAAAUGUGUUCUCGGGUUCCUGAUUUUGUUACAAGUACGGGUUGGGCUAGGUAUAUCUAAAACCACAAUUGUUUAUUUAAGGUGUUGUAAUUGUAAUCCUCAGCCCAAUGAUUGCUGUGUCGGUACUUUGAUUUUGCCUACUAUAGUAAUUACCACAGCUUUCUGCGCUGAUAACUGCGAAUAUGCGAUAAUAGGUAAAUAUAGGAAUAUUUCGGUUGUUAAGAGAUACAGCCAUCAACAUUACAAAAACUAUUUGAUGGAAGAUCUGAGACACAAAAUUCAACGGAACGACGUUGGCUUGUUAGGCCUCGACAGCUACGGUGAUCCAUCUGCGCCUUACCUUAGACUAAGUGCCGUUGUUAUCGAAGCUAUCUACGGACUUACCGCACUAGUUCCUGUCAUUGACAAUAUGAGACCAAGACUAGUAAAAACAAUAGUACAACGUUGUCGACAGCAUUCAAGAUAUUCGUUGGGGUACGUCAUAUGUACAGUUAAUAAAGUUUUAAGAAAGUCGAACGCACCAUGCCAACAACAACAAGGUGUCCCAUUAUUGGUAGAUGGAAAAAUAAUAGGAGUAACAGGCUUCGUCGAAAAAGCGAUGUGUGAAAACGAGCAAAAAUAUUUCUUAGCUAUAGGCCCCUCAUUAUCUUGGAUUCGCUCAAUAGUUUCUCCGAUUAAACGCCUGAAAAAUGUAAAAACUAUCCAGAACAAUAAUAAUGGAGUAGUACUUAGAGUGCAUGAAGAAACUCCGCCGCAAGAACAUUCACAGUCCACUCCUACUUUCGUAACGACCGUAAUGCAGAGUUCACCAACAACAACAUCAGUCUUGUCACCUAGCAUCAAUGUCACAUUGUUCAAGGCAAACACAACGGUAUCAAUUAUAAAUAUACCGACUACAGAAUCAACAAGUCCUAAAAAAAUUUGGUCAUCAGAUGAAAAUAGACUAAAAGGAAUAAAUGUAUUCUAAAGAGUGGCGGGCAGUCAUGAUGUUAAUAUCCUAACCCAAUCAUGGACAGCAUUGUAAUAUGUUUUUAAUUUCUUACAUAAGUAAAUAGAUUAUAGACAUGUCGAACAUAAUAUACAAAGUAAUGAUUUUAUUUACAACAGAAAACAAUCGUCACAUGGAAUACUGCUGCUAUCUUUGGGCGAGAGCUCCUGGAUGCCAGCUUGGGCGCUUUAACGUGGUUCAAAGACGUGCUAUGAGAAUUGUUGACAAUCCUGUGUUUACAGACGAUAUUGAACCACUGUCUUGGAGGAGAGACUUUGCCUCCCUAUAUCUGUUCUAUCGCUUGUACAAUGGCCAAUGUUCUGAAGAACUGCUUGACAUGAUGCCAACAGAAACAUUUCAUUUUAUCAUCACACCGCUCGCAACCGACAUACCUGGCCAUCCUCAGAUUCUGGAACCGAGUCGAUCUCGUACUGUACUGUUUCUCCCAGUCGAGGUUUUCCCGCAGGAAUACAGCAUGGAGUCCUUCAAAUGGGGUUUCAGAAGAGCGCUAAAGGGUUGGCAACGCGCUCGUGACGCCUCUGGUGUUGCAGGCGUUCAUAGGCGACGGUGACCGCUUUCCGUCAGACAGGCCGUAUGUUUGUUUGCUGCCUACAUUAAUAUAAAAAAAAUAUACUCUGCAACGGAAACACGAUGGACUCGUGCUUUCUUACCAUACCCCCUUUCCAACAAAACAAAAA
This is a messenger RNA of Hyposmocoma kahamanoa, 1718 nucleotides long. RefSeq lists its product as uncharacterized. The transcript is spliced from 2 exons. The record is from RefSeq and is a predicted model, not a curated record. Lineage: Eukaryota; Metazoa; Arthropoda; Insecta; Lepidoptera; Cosmopterigidae. The coding region runs from base 25 to 999 and encodes 324 amino acids.